GUGGAUUUUAGCCGAGUGUGAGAACAGUGAAUUUACCUCAGCGAAGGUUAAACAGAGCCUGGAUCUGAGGGAAGUCGGGAAAGUUCGAUGACAGCGGGUAAUGGAGACGGUUGUGGUGUUGGAACGGUAGUUGGAGGUGGUGGCUGGGGUAGAGAGUGAAUGACGGCAGGAUUUUUAGAGCCACAAUGCGGCGGUUUUUCGGUCAGGUCGAAGAUUUAGCCUGCUAGCAUGGCAAGUUUAUGUUGACAUUGAACGUUCUGGACUGUAGACGUGUUUAUUAUGUAGUGCAUGUUGUUGAGGUGUGCUAGUCAGUGCUUAUGUGGACUUACUUGAUCAUUUCCAGUAUAAGACUGGCUGUGUAAAAUGAGCUUUACAAAUAAGACAGCGUUUAUUAGUCCAACCAGUCCUGAAAAUGGAGCCUCCGCUAUAGACAGCGCUCAUUGGGACCUGAAUACCGACGUGUUUCCGUGCUGCUACGAUGGAUCCCUGUCAGAGAGACACCUGGCGCUUCUCCACAGCCAGCAAGAGGCUAUGGAGCUGCGCCUGGAUCAGCCCUACCUCGAUAGAGGGCAGUUGGAUUACAGUGAGAACGACGGCAACGUGAGUCCACUUGAGAGCAGAAGAAAACUCCGUUCAGCUGUUCCCCGAACACGUUUUGAGAUCGUCUCAGAACUGGGCCCAGAGGAAGUACGUUGGUUUUAUAAAGAGGACAAGAAGACGUGGAAACCCUUCGUGGGGCAUGAUUCACUUCGAAUCGAGCUCAUGUACCGCCAGCUGUGCGAGCUGAACCCCAACUCGAGCUCUGCGGUACCGGACGGAGGGGAAACAUGUGACCAUGCUCCAGCUGUGUCAUCAGAAGUAACAUCCGAACCGGCCGAGCAGGUAGACCUGGACAUCAACGCCAGCAUCGAGGCUGUGUGUGUCCGAGGAGGACUUUAUGAGGUGGACGUCAGAGACAGAGAGUGCUACCCUGUGUACUGGAACCAGCAGGACCGCAUCCCGGUGAUGAGGGGACAGUGGUUUAUAGAUGGUACCUGGAUGCCCAUGGAGGAGGACGAGGGAGACCUAAUAGAAAAAGAACACCUGACCUGCUUCCGGGGCCAACAGAUGCAGGACACUUUUGAAAGCGAUGUAGUAGCCAAGACGGUGGAUAGCAAAGAUGCUAUCCACAGCUUGAAGCUAAGUCGCACUCAUGUUGACUGGCACAGUGUUGAUGAAGUGUACCUUUACAGCGAUGCCACAACCUCCAAGAUUGCCCGCACUGUCACGCAGAAGCUCGGCUUCUCGAAAGCCUCCAGCAGUGGCACCAGGCUUCAUCGGGGCUACGUAGAGGAGGCCUCUGUGGAAGAUAAGCCUCCUCAGACAACCCACAUUGUUUUUGUGGUGCAUGGCAUUGGACAGAAAAUGGACAAAGAUCGUAUUAUCAAGAACACAGGGAUGCUCCGAGAGGCUGCCAGGAAGAUGGAGGAAAAACACUUUGCUGAGCACACUGAAGAACACGUGGAGUUCCUGCCAGUGGAAUGGCGCUCUAAGCUGGCCCUCGAUGGAGACACAGUCGACUCCAUCACGCCUGAUAAGGUGCGAGGGCUGAGAGACCUACUUAACAGCAGUGCCAUGGACAUCAUGUACUACACUAGUCCUCUUUACAGAGAUGAGAUCACUAAAGGGCUUACCCAGGAACUCAACCGCCUCUACACUCUGUUCUGCACUCGGAACCCAGAGUUUGAGCAAAAUGGGGGGAAAGUCUCCAUCAUUUCCCACUCUUUGGGCUGCGUAAUUGCAUAUGACAUCAUGAUUGGCUGGGACCCCAUGCGCUUCCGCCUACAGGAUCUGCAGGUCCUCGAUGAGUAUGAGUCACGCUGGAUGAGCCAAGAGGAAAGCCAUCUGCUGGAGCAAGUGCAGCUCACCCGACACAGGUUGAGAGAACUGGAGGAUCGACUUUACAGCCUGGAAGCCACUAAACCUCUAGCUCCUGCUGCAUUAAAGUUUAAGGUUGAGAAUUACUUUUGCAUGGGCUCUCCUCUGGCUGUGUUCUUGGCCUUAAGAGGCAUUCGACCAGGUAACACAGGAUACCAGGAUCACAUCAUGCCCAAAUCCAUCUGCCAGCGCCUGUUUAACAUCUUCCACCCCACAGACCCAGUGGCUUAUAGACUAGAACCUCUUGUCUUAAAGCACUACAGCAAUGUUGCGCCUGUCCAGAUACACUGGUGUAACACGGUUAACCCUACUCCAUAUGAUGAAAUGAAACCUACGUUUAUAAACCCAGUCAAGGAUCCAACUUCAGACACCGAGAGUCUACCCAGCCCCAGCACCUCACCUGUAAUGGCACGCAGACACUACGGAGAGUCCAUCACCAAUUUGGGCAAAGCCAGCAUACUAGGUGCAGCCAGCAUUGGAAAAGGCAUAGGAGGAAUGUUGUUCUCUCGUUUCUCACGCUCUAGUAGUCAGCCAUCAGGAGUGGAUUCUGCAGCGUUGGAGAAUGAAGAGAAGAGCCAGUCAGUAGAUGGCCUGUCUACCCUGUCCCAAUCUACCUCCACCAUCAUUGACACUGCAGAUGAGAUGGAGCACCGCAUUGAUUUUGAGCUGCGAGAGGGCUUGGUUGAGAGUCGCUACUGGUCAGCGGUCACUUCUCACACAUCCUACUGGACCUCUCACGAUGUGGCCCUGUUUCUGCUGACAUUCAUUUAUAAAUCCCAAAACUCAUCAGAGACCUGCCAAGACAGUCCUGACCCUGAAUAACUACAAGAUAAAAGAAAAGGAGAAGAAAAACAAACAUCUCACAGUGAUACAAAUGCACUAAAGCACACCUCCCCCUCAUACUUUGCCUUUCGAAUGCUUUCAGAGCAAACGCUUCUUUGUCAUACGAAGACUGACUGCCGUUUUUGUUUUGCUUGUGUAGUAAAUUUUCCCAUCAAGCCAGUAA
This is a messenger RNA of Trichomycterus rosablanca, 2923 nucleotides long. It is a transcript of the gene ddhd1a, whose product is annotated as DDHD domain containing 1a. Gene Ontology annotation, molecular function: metal ion binding; glycerophospholipase activity. The record is from RefSeq and is a predicted model, not a curated record. Gene Ontology annotation, cellular component: cytoplasm. NCBI's taxonomy places the organism in Eukaryota, Metazoa, Chordata, Actinopteri, Siluriformes, Trichomycteridae. The coding region runs from base 364 to 2739 and encodes 791 amino acids. The transcript is spliced from 13 exons.